Rhipicephalus microplus (southern cattle tick) is the source of this 7904-nucleotide messenger RNA. RefSeq lists its product as uncharacterized. Gene Ontology annotation, cellular component: histone deacetylase complex; chromatin. NCBI's taxonomy places the organism in Eukaryota, Metazoa, Arthropoda, Arachnida, Ixodida, Ixodidae. Gene Ontology annotation, biological process: regulation of transcription by RNA polymerase II. Gene Ontology annotation, molecular function: chromatin DNA binding; histone H3K9 demethylase activity; transcription coregulator activity. The record is from RefSeq and is a predicted model, not a curated record.
ACUUACGUGGCGACCUUUCAACUCUCGUAUUAUUCGUUCGCCUUUGGGGACGUGGUAGUGUUUUCGUCCAGUCCACGCAGUUUUCAAGUGUGCACUCUAGGCUCCUGUAGCCAGAGGUUGGAUACUUAAUAUGUGCGAUGGCCUACAAGUAUCGGGAGGAGAUUGUGGGCAAAAGAUUUUUGUGUGUUAACAGUGCGGGCAAAGGCAGACUUUCCAAGACAUCAGAUUUGGAUUGGAGGGCUGGAAUAAUCCGUGCAGCGUCACAUAAGGAUCCUAAACACCCCGAGCUUUCCGUUCUGGUGGAGUUUGACAACGCCGACUGGAAGCGACGCGAGUGGAUUCGCGUGUACGAGGACCCCUUCGCGGCGUUUCUCGUCGAGGAGACUCUGACGUGGCAUGUGCGCAACUCCGACGAACCGCCCAGUCCGGCGCUGAAUUUCAUCAGCUUCAUUGAUAGAGUUGGAGUGUGGGAUCAGCUGCUGAAGCCUGUUGAGUACCUUGCCGAUCGCUUCCUGAGGUUCGUGGACUACUCGGAGCUGCGAUUUUAUCAGGAGCGUGACGUGGACGUCGAGAAGUGCUGUGUGGAACAGUGCGAGAUCCGGCGGCUGGUGAAACACUGGGUGGAGUUUCAGGACAGCCAACGCAUCCUCGUCACUACUCCCUCGGUUCUCGUCGGCUACCGUGUCAAGGUCUACCGUGCCGAAGGCACUACGCAGUGGUACACUGCCGUCAUUGUCUCCUACAACGACAACACUCGGGAACUCACCGUUACCGAUGACACGGUCCUGGAGGAGCACAAUGAAGACCCCUGUCUGGUUCAAAUGCGCCUCAUUGGCGACGGCGUAGUCGAGUCCAUUCUGAAGGGAGAGAGCAUCGGGAUUACGCCUCGCCGCCGAACGUGCACGCUCAACAGCCCGCACAAAGUCGGCCAUUCUGCGACCAGGGGUCGUUACGUCAGCCCGGCGUCGUCCAGUCAGAGCGCGUGGCCAGCCACGUCGGCGAGCAGCCCACGUCGUGGGCGCAACAAACCCGACCCAACUUCGGAUCCGCAGGAGGACCUCAAAGUUGACAGACGUCGCAAAGUUGGCACGAAAAAGUGCACUCGUGAGGAAGAGCUUCGCAAGAAGAGCCCCAGCCCAACACCAAAUCUCACAACAGCAGCUAGCUACAGCACCCAUGCAGGCGUAGACUGUGAGCUACCAUCUUCCAUCAAAGAGAAAAGCCUUCCACCUGACCCCCCGCCUCUAUUGGGCAUAGUUUCUACCACAUCCACUGAGCCACCACCUGGGACAAGCGAGAGUCGUCGUUUGGACAAUACUCAACUGCAGCAGUGCACUGCUGAUAAUGUGCCGUGUGUAAAGGCACCUGAGGCAGCUCCUGCCGAGCGCCCUCAUGAAGAGGGUGUUCCUGGCACGAGCUCGCCGCCGGCCACGAUGCGCAGCAGUGCAGGACCCAUAAAAAGCGAGCCCAACGCGCGGCCCUCCGACGGUCGUGCCUACCGUGACUCGCCCGGCCUUGCCGCGCAUCUGGAGUCCUUGCAGCAGCAGCAGCAGCACACCCGGCUCAUGCAGCAGCAGCAACAGCAACAACAGCAGCAGCCCCUACCGCCACAGCAGCAGCAGCAACCACCGGCGGGCCUGUACCCACCACCGCGUCCUGCAGUACAGCAGCCUGCUGGUGCUCGACCGCUUGUCUAUGGGCUGCAGUCUCCCUCAGGCGUCCUGGGGCAUGUAGAUCCACUGAGCAGCCCACUAGCCUACCAGCAGUUGCUGAUGGCCAAUGCUCCAAGUCCGUAUGUUGACAUGCUUUGGGGCCAGAAGAUGCCUGGUCUGCCACCACCCACCCAAAGCCCCUGGGCUAUGUCACAGCUGCAGGAGGCACGUGCUACGCAAGAGAGACAGAGCAUGCUUGAAAGGGACCGCAGAGAAGAAGAGGAAAAACGGGAACGCGAGAAGUCUGAAAUGCUCGAGCGAGAGAAAGCAGAGAAAGAAAGGCAGGAGCGGCAUAAAAAGGAGGAGCAGGAGCGUGUGCAGCGUGAAGCUGUGCAGCAGCACUUUGAGGAGUCUCUGCGUUUGGCUAGUCAGAAGACAUAUGGCAGAAUGAUGUCUGUGGCUCAAAAUCAGCAUCAAAAUCAUCUAGAUACUCCCAAGGCAGGUUUCAUCAGAUCAGGCUGGAGCCUUGUCACCCGUUUACCCUACUCAAAAGCUGCUGUGAGCACGUCUAGCAGCUCUGUAAUUGCACAGCCUGACAAACAGCGUGACAAGCAAGAGAUGGAGCAUCAUGAAAAGUAUUCCCUGGAGGCCCGCAUGCGACAGGCUGAUCAGGAACGAUGGUUGAACAUCCAACAGCAGCAGCAACAGCAACAGAGGUUGGAAAUCCAGAGCCCGGCUUCGCAUCAUCGGAUCUCUCAUAAUGAACUGAAGUCAAAGCUGGAGAUACCUAGCCGACCAUCGCCAAAGACAAAUCAAAAUAUUCCUGGAUCUACCCUGUCACAGAAGGUGGGCAGUUCUGUUGUUCCAUCAACUUCAUCAGUCACAGCAGUGGCCCCCUCGAAAGGGGAGCCUAGUUUCAACCUCUACGGUUACCAGCCAUUUCCGCAGAUGUACAUAACUCAAGCUCAGCUCAAAGCCAGAGAGGAACCCAAGUCGCACCAUAGUCAACCCAUCGUGAAUCGCCAGCCACUCGUUUCGUCACCUUCUCACUUGCCACGAUUAGAAAAAGACCUUCGCUUUGACCGUUCAACAGUUCCUGGAGGGCAUAGAGGAAGUCCAAAACCUCCAGGUAAAGAUCAUGUUAGCCCAGCGAUGUCGACCCCAGGAACUUUUCGGCCAUAUGAGUACAACUCAGCCGGCCCAGCACCAGCCCAUCCAGCACCAGCCCAUCAAGGCUCCCUUUCAAGGUGCCCUACAAAUUUUCCUCAGGAGGAAGCUCAGAACCUUGUCAAGUGUUCACGGUCUCGUCAAGACUCUCCCCUUAGCACACCAUCCCCCGGUCCAGGCAGCUACAGCAGCACCAGUAGUAACAGCAGCCAAUCAGCCAAGGCAUCGCAGCCGUAUUCAUACAACUUGAUCCAGCAAGGUCUUGUACCUAACCCCAUCUACACGCCAGCUACUCCAACUACACAAGGUUCCAAGUUGCACCCACCUGGUGUCUUGCAGUCUUCCCCCGCUGGCCAGUCCUCACCACUAAGUUCGGCACAGUAUCUGCGUUCAGUGCCAGGAAUAACCACAGGCACUCCAGUCUGCCGGCCUGGUCAGCAUCAAGAGCCCAAGCUGUCUUAUGGCUCCAUGCAUGGACGUCCACUCCCUCAGUCACGAUCGCCUUCCAUGCAUCUGCCACAAGCCUGUUCCACCCCUCCUAGACUCACCCCACCAUUACCUCAGCCAUUGAACCUUCAGCAAGGUGCCCUGUCUCCAGGCAAGCGCAAAGCUGUACGUGAGCCUGACCAGCCAGCCAAAUUGCCACGCCUUGAGGAGAGUCCAUCACCUGUUCACUGCUCAGUGCCGGCACCAGUGGCUACUCCACCAGCAGGUGCUAUGGCUCCAGAAGCGGCUUCUUCUUUGGUCUCAUUAGCUGCGACAACAUCUGUGCAGCUAACUGCAGCAGCACCCAUUUCUUCCUCCCAGCAAGAUACCUUUCGGCCUUUUGCUGUUGUGACACCAACACAGCAGCAAGUGCCGCCUGUUCAUGAGCCAAAGCAGCAGCUGCUGCAGUUGCCGCAGCCACAGACACCACAGCAGCAGCAGCAGCAGCAGCAGCAGCAGCAGCAGCAGCAGCAGCAGCAGCAGCAGCAGUCACCUUUGCCCUCGUCAUCUUCUCAGCAGCCACCAACGUCUCAGCCUUCCUUACAACAGCAAUCUGUUACCAGUCAGGACAGCUAUCAGACAUUCUACAAAAAGGGCAGAACAAAGGUGAGGCCUCCCAACGCCCCUUCUCCAGCCUCUGGAGAGGAUAGCAAGCCUGGAAGUGUAGGUGGUGGGUCAUCUAUUGUGCACGAGUCCGAUUCUGAUACACGAGUUACUCCAAGUCCUGCACCUAGUACUUGCACGACAAUCAGCAACAGCAGUAGCAACCACACAAAGCUGAAAAAGGCUUGGUUGCAACGGCACUCUGAAAUCGAAGAUAAAAAACCUCAUGAUGGAGAGGUACGUUUGGACAGCAGCAGUGCUUGUGCCUCACCUGCCAAGCAAGAACCAGUAUCGAUCAAGAUGACCAUUAAUGGCCAUGACACAGAAGCAAGUUGCUCCAUCAGAGAUGACUGCAGUUCCAGCUCUGCAUCAGAGGCUGAAAAACCAGCAGCGAGUCGCAAGACAAGGAUGGCCAGAAAGCGAGGAGUUAACAGGGAUAAGUCUGGUAGCAAGCGGCAGCGAGGUAACAGUGAAAGUAACAGUGAUGGAGCUCCUGAAGAAUUAUCUUCGAAAAAGGAAGAAAAACAAGAAAUUAUUUCUCGAAGACGAGGCAGGAGACCCAAGAGCAUGAAGCAUGAUAUGGCAGAUGAAUUGGCUACAGUGCCUCGAAAAAAGCAUGCACGGUCAGCAGAGAAGCCAACCAUUGCCCAACUGAAGAAGUCUGGCAAGCCAUUUCUGCAGGAUGCGUCGUGUUAUGAUGUUGCUCCAAAGCUCCCCAAGUGUAGAGAGUGUAGGAUGACGCCAAACCAGAGGAACAAGAAAAUGCCAAACAUUUUCUGUCGCUUCUACGCAUUCAGAAAGCUACGCUUUGGCAAGAAUGGCACUGUGCUCAGUGGUGGCUUCUCGGAACCAAGUGAUGCUUCAGAAGAAGAUUUAAAGCUGUGGCUGCCUCCAUUGGAUCAUACACCUAAAGACUUGGAUGUUAACACCGCAAAAAUCAUACUGUCCCAUGUCGGCGACCAGUUUUGUGAUCUCGUGGAGCAAGAGAGGGAAGCGCAGUCUCUACACAUGGGCGAAGAUAAGACCAUAUCGUGGAAGCGCGUUGUGCAAGGUGUGCGUGAAAUGUGUGAUGUCUGUGAGACAACUCUCUUCAACAUUCACUGGGUGUGUCACAAGUGCGGCUUUGUGGUGUGUAUAGACUGCUACAAGGCAAAGAAGAAUGGCACAGUGAAAGCUGAGGACACACCCCCGAAAGACAGAGAUGAGUUCCAGUGGCUCCUGUGUGCCAACCGACAGCCACACGAGCAGGAUAAACUGAUGAUGACACAGAUAAUAGCUAGCACGGCUCUUUGGGACGUCAGCCAGGACCUGCACCGGACACGCCAUGAGUGGAACAUUCCGAGCUACUGCGGCUGUGGCCUGUGCAACAGUGAUGGUGACUGCAGAAAAAACUCCUCUAAUGGGCUGUGCAAGCAACUCAUGAGUGCCGUCAACAAGAGCUUCUCCGACAAGGAGGGCACUGCAGUCAACGGUGAAACAGGACGUGCUGGAAAGCGCAAAAAGCAACCUGUGAAUGGCGUCGCCAACACGUCCUCUGAUGAAGUAGGUGGCAGCUAUAGCUCGGAUAGCGGAGGCUCUCCACUGUCGGUCUUGGCAGAUGUAGCACUGCACUCCUCUAGCAAAAUUGAUGACAAAAGUGAUCAGCAGCAGGCGAGUGAAGGUGGUGAUGACGAGAAGGGUGAAGACUUUUCCACACUGCGUGAACUACUCAUCCGCCCUACUGGUGGUAGUGCUAAGAAGAGCCAGUUGGAUGAAGUAGUAGCAACAACAGUGGAGCAUACGGUGGGGAAGAAAGAUGAACAGCAGCUGGUGCAUUUCUGCCGACGCUUCCCCAGUGCACAAAAAGGCCGUGAAGUCUUGCCUGUACGUGUCUGCAGCCUAGCCGAGACGUCAUUGCUUUACCCCAAGGUUCCCCAUUCAUGGCUCUGCGAUGGAAAGUUGCUUGUACUCCAUGAUCCAAGAAACAAGCACAACUUGACAUUAUUCCAAGAGCAGUGGAAGCGCGGCCAGCCUGUGCUGGUCACUGAUGUUUGCAAGAACUUGAAUAUGUCAUUGUGGCACCCCGACGGUUUUUGCCGAGAUUUUGGUGAAGUGCGAAAUGACCUGGUGAAUUGCCGAAAUGGCAGCAUCCUUCCAAACCAGCCAAUGCGGAAGUUUUGGGAAGGCUUUGAGAACUUUGGCAAGCGCAUGAAAGAUGAAGAUGGAGAAUUUAUGCUGCUGAAGCUGAAGGACUGGCCACCUGGUGACGACUUCAGCGACAUGCUGCCCAGCAGGUUCAAUGAUCUCAUGAAGGUGUUGCCACUACCAGAGUACACUCACCGAGAUGGAGUUUUCAACUUGGCUGGGCGGCUGCCGGAAUGUUUUGUUAGGCCGGACCUUGGGCCUAAGAUGUACAAUGCCUAUGGCUCUGCGCUUUACCCCAAUAAAGGCACUACCAACCUACAUCUGGAUGUCAGCGAUGCUGUGAAUGUUAUGGUUUAUGUUGGAAUUCCCAAGGAUGGGAAGGACGAAGAACACAUCAAUGCUGCACUGAACGCAAUUGAUGAAGGCGCAUGUGAUGCCCUUACACGAAAGAGGGUGAGAGAAAAGAAUGCCAAACCAGGUGCUCUUUGGCAUAUCUACAAUGCCCGUGAUGCUGACAAGAUCAGAGAUCUGCUUAAUAAGGUGGCACUGGAGCGUGGCGAGAAGCUGGAGCCCCACCAUGAUCCUAUCCAUGACCAGAGCUGGUAUCUGGAUCACGAGCUCCGCGAGCGCCUUUUUCGUGAAUAUGCCGUUGAGGGCUACGCUGUUGCCCAGUGUCUUGGAGAAGCAGUCUUCAUACCAGCAGGUGCCCCACACCAGGUGCGAAACUUGCACAGCUGUAUAAAAGUGGCUGAAGACUUUGUAUCCCCAGAAAACAUUGCUCACUGCUUCUGCUUGACCAACGAAUUCCGUCAGUUGUCUGACACCCACACGAACCAUGAGGACAAGCUCCAGAUUAAAAAUGUGAUCUACCAUGCUGUGAAGGAUGCUUUGGUGAUUCUAAGGGCAAAUUCUGCUUCAAACCCCAACAAGAAAUGAAGUGUGUGUGCCAUAGGCAGAGGAACUCAAAAAAAAAAAAAAAAAAGUUGGACCUCCUCUCAACCUCCAAGGGAUAUUUGGCCUGCGCUUCUCUUGGAUGUGUCUGGCAGGUCUUGACUUGCCCACCGAAGGUGUUUCCGCCAUCUCCUGUCUGGACACAUUUUGUACAUUUUUUUUUCUCUUCCCAUCAGACCGCAAGCCAGCGUGUGUGUGUUCUCCUGUAAUAUAAACCAUUGAAUUUCAGUUGUUGCUAGUACGCUUCCCUUAUUGUUACUUUGUCAGGGGCCAGCCGUACUUGUUUUGUAAAAGAAUUGGAUCAAACUUGCUUGCAAGUGUGCGCGUGUCUGUGUGUGUGUGCACGCAAGUGUUGUGGGCACCAACAGCUGUUAUUUAUGUUGUAGACUUCCCUCCGCGCCCCUCCUUGACAAUGGUCCUGCCAGCUAUGUUCAGCAUUUUUUUCAGAGCAGCACGCUUUGAGAGACAAUAACAAUGCAGUCUUUUUCUGCACUGUUGCCAUGUAAAAUAAAAGUGUUGUACUUAUAUAUACAUAAGAAAGUAUAUAUAUAUUAUAUAUAUAUAUAUAUAAAUAUAUAUACAUAUAUUUACUUAUAAAUAUGACAUUGUAGUUGUGAGAAAUAUGACAUUGUAGUUGCUUCUAUUCUGUCGUUCCUCUAACUUCUUUAGUUUCCUGUGUUUCUUUGUUUUCAUUGUUUUUCCACAAUCACCAUUUCAUCGGUGUAGUCAAUUCCAUUGAUUGACAUUAUCUUGUGACUCACUGUAGCACUGAGUUUGUACAUGUACAUAUUUCAUAGCAAUAUUUUUAUAUUGAAAACGUCAUUGACUGUAAUGUCAGUCUAUAAUGAAAUUCACUGUUUUUAUUUGAAAGUGUUUUGCUGAUGUUAAUGGUUCUUAUUAAAGUGUUCAUUUGAAAGCCUA